Messenger RNA from Xyrauchen texanus (razorback sucker), 2190 nucleotides. RefSeq names its product chemokine (C-C motif) ligand 25a (gene ccl25a). Gene Ontology annotation, molecular function: chemokine activity; CCR chemokine receptor binding. The transcript is spliced from 5 exons. Gene Ontology annotation, biological process: positive regulation of GTPase activity; lymphocyte chemotaxis; cellular response to tumor necrosis factor. NCBI's taxonomy places the organism in Eukaryota, Metazoa, Chordata, Actinopteri, Cypriniformes, Catostomidae. Gene Ontology annotation, cellular component: extracellular region. The record is from RefSeq and is a predicted model, not a curated record. The coding region runs from base 161 to 469 and encodes 102 amino acids.
UUUACAUAUAUGAAGGAUGUGGCUUUAACUGGCUCAGGUAAGAGGGCUGGGCUCAUUAUAAGUAAAUGCAGCUUGGAAAGAUGCGCAGAACCUUGGAGCAGGGAAGAAACGACUUUGAUCUUUUCUUCACAUACAAAUAAAGUAAAAACACUGGGAUAUCAUGCGGUUCAGCAUACUCUUCUUCAUCGUCCUCCUGGGCUUCCUCUACCUCACACUAGCACAAGGCUCGUAUGAGGACUGCUGUCUGAGGUACGUGAAAAAAGUGAAACAGUCCACGAGGAACAAAGUGACCAGCUACAGAAAACAAGAGCUGGACGGAGGCUGCAACAUUCCCGCUACUGUCUUCACAUUGAAACAUGGCCGUGUAUUCUGCGCUGACCCCAGAGAGAAUUGGGUGCGUGAACUGAUGCAAAGGUUGGACAGAGUUCCGGACGGCUUUGGUAUGAAGAGGAAGCAUUCAAGGGGCUAAACACGCCAGUGACGGCCGUGAGAAGACCUGAGGAGAAAGCUGCCCGAACGUCUCAGCCAAUCACAUUGUUUCUUCGAGUGGUGUGGCUCCUCCCACAGUCUUUAUAAAGCUUUGAGUGUUGGCUCCUUGAGCCCAAAAUGUUUCAUUAUGGACUGACUGAAGUUCUCAACAUUUCCUGUGUUCUGCUCUGUGCUCGCUGUGGCGUCAGAUGCCAUUUACUGUUUCCAAACCGCUGUUGUUUCACUGACGGACUGCUGGUUUAACGCUCAGAAUGGAAAGAAUAAUUACUAGCGCUUUUCACCCUCAAUUAAAGGCUCUGUUCCAAAACCUAGUGAGCUGCCUUGCUAUCUACAGUCUAGAGGUCGACCCAUAGUGGACUUUGCAGAUACCGAUAACUAAGGUGGCGGAAAAGGCCAAUAACCGAUUAAUCGGCAAAUUGUUGUUAAAAUCGUUUCAUAGAAUAUUACAACAUUUUCUUAGUUGCCGCAAACAUAGAGGUCAGAGUCAAAAAUGAAUACAAACCCAGACUUAGUUAAUUUUCAACCAAAAUCCCAAUAAUAAUCACAAAAAAGAGGAUAGGGUGCAUAACGUGGGACUUCUAACACUAAACAAGCCUGAAAAACACCAGAGACUUUUAUUUUGAAAUGUUACAAUGCUCUAUAGUUAAUAGUUACCAAAUAAAGCUUUUUAUAGCCUAUAUAUUAUUAUUAUUAAUCACAUAAUGAAGUAAUCACUUCAAUUUAGAGAAACGUAAUUUUCAGAGGAACACAUAGAAACAAAAAAAAUAAAAAAUAUCGGCACCGAUUAAUCGGUAAAACCGAUAUAUCGGUAUACCUGUACUACAGUUUAUGUAGGCAGCGACCUCUUAUGCAGUAACAGGUUUCUAAGCUAACAAUGUGAUACUCUUAUUAGCAUUCAAAUUAAUAGCAAAAAUAAAGUAGUCCAUAAAGUAAUUUUUUAAAAGCGUGUCUCGAGACACCUGCAUUCUGUUAUUCGGUUGCGUCUAGCUUUUUAAGCGCAAGAAAAUGUUCGUUCUGAACGGCCCCUUAGAAUAGUGCCAAAGGAAGGUCCGCACUGCAUUGCCAGUCAUAGACAGAUGCCUAUAAAUGCUGCCUACGAAGGCAGCUUACUAGGUUUCCGAACAGAACUUAUAUGUAUAACGUCAAUAGGAGGGUUGUAUGAUUAAGCUAUUGCAGCAUGAUCUUGCACCUUGGUUUAGUGCUUCCUGCCAUUAUCUAUAACAGUCAAGGUGAUAAAAUUGCUUGACAAAAUUUUGACAUAAAUAUUGGUGGGACAGAUUUGCAAGCAACGCAAAUAUAAUCUGUUUGUACGAUACAAUAAUGCAAUUGUGCUUCUGGCAAUAAGCUUAACAAGUUCGACUUAUUAAUAAGAUACAUAUUCAUCAAUCUCAUUUAAAAUGUAUAUUCUUUAAUUUUUUUAUUAUAAAAAUAUCUGAAACUGUAUUGAGCUUCCCUUUUGUAUGUUUGGUGUAUUUUGUAUUUAAAUGGAUCUGUUUUUUCUAUAAUUUGUUUUUAUGUCACAUUUAAUUUUCACAACAACUGAACCAGUGAGAAUGUAACUUUGCAAUUAAGUUAUGCAAUGAGUUUUAUUGUUUGGCUGUUUUGCAACUGGUUCAUGCGAUCUUUGGCUUUACUUGGCUGUCCUAUAUCAGAUAAAGAAUUUGCUUAUAUAUAUAUAUAUAUAUAAAUAAAAUGCAUAAC